AUGCCCACGCUUCGUGCCGUGGAGUGCCGCGAGAGUGACAGUGUUGACUGUUACAAGAGACAGCUCGGGGAACUGGUGCGGCAGGACAGUGACAGACAGCGUCGCGCCGUGACCUCGCGCUGGAGGCUGCCAGGAGCACGGGGCCGCGCGCCCUGCUCGACGCCACGCGUUACCCACGGCGCAGCGCGCGUGGCUCAGGAAGCCGCGGUGUCUGGCCGCCUUCACCGCAGCUCUGACGGCGUUGCGGGCCUAUCCGGCGACUUUAACAAGCAUCUAUGCGAAACAUGUAGCGAAGAGGAAGCUAAGUACAGAUGUCCACGAUGCAUGAAAUAUUCGUGCAGUCUGUUGUGUGUAAAGAAGCAUAAGCUUGCACUGAGCUGUAAUGGAGUCAGGGAUAAAACAGCAUUUGUCUCUGUAAAUGAAUUUACUGACUUGAACCUUUUGAGUGAUUAUCGUUUCCUGGAAGAUGUAGGAAGGACAGCAGAUGCUGCUGCUCGACAUCCUACUAUGCACAGUCCAACAACAAAAAAAAUCUUAUAUUGCUUGAGAAACAAAGCUCGGAAGUGUGGUAUUGACCUGAGAACGCUGCCUGUUGGAUUUACAAAAAGAAGAGAAAAUUCAACCACCUUCAAUUGCAUGGAGAAAAAGUUCUACUGGCAUUUGAAGCUCGUAUUUCCUCAUUGUCAUGCUGAAUACACUUUAAAAGGGGUGCCUGACAAUAAAACGCUCGCUGAUAUCCUUAAGCCUUACAUUGAUCCAGUGGAGUCAGAUCCGGUAGUUUGUCAAAGAUUAAAAAUGUACACCUCUUCUCCUCAGUCAGAUGUACAAAUUUUAAUGAAAAUAGAAAACAGGAAACAAAACUCUGUCAGGUACAAUGAACUGGAUGCCAGUAGAAGCCUCCUGGACAAUUUGAAAGGCAAAGUAAUAAUUGAGUAUCCAACAUUAUUUGUGGUCUUGAAAACGCUGAAGAAUGGCAUGGUGGUUCUUGGCGAAGAUGCCAGUGAAUCUGCAGAGAACUCGGAGAGUGAAAAUUCAUCCCUUUCAUCUAUGGAAGAAGGGGAAAUUCGGGAUAAUUGA
Messenger RNA from Opisthocomus hoazin, 1077 nucleotides. The record is from RefSeq and is a predicted model, not a curated record. Lineage: Eukaryota; Metazoa; Chordata; Aves; Opisthocomiformes; Opisthocomidae.